Molecule: messenger RNA, 501 nt
Organism: Drosophila yakuba
Lineage: Eukaryota; Metazoa; Arthropoda; Insecta; Diptera; Drosophilidae
Exons: 1
Coding region: 138-347 (69 amino acids)
Source: RefSeq, a predicted model, not a curated record
AGUGAGGCCACAGAAACGAAACAAGCGCGCCAAUGAUCGCACGGAUCCACUAAGAACACCCAAAUAUAGAGACGACUCUAUAGCAAUAGCAACUCAACUGUGAUACCAAACGAACACGCACAUCAAGAAUCCCCAAGAUGUCUGCCACCAAGGUGAACCAUUUGAUCGGAGCGACUACGCGUUACAUUGCCGGACGGAAUGCGGUGCAGACGGUCUACUGGCGCACCUCCGCCGGACCCAAUCCCCGGAUACUGAAGACCAACAAGCUGCAGAACUUCGAUCGCACCCAGAAGGCGCCGCAGAGUGUGCGGCUGCAGAACUACGAUCGCAGCUAUAUCCGUGAUUAGGAAAUUGUAUAGUUUCAAUUCCGACCUUGACAUGUUCCUAAUGUCGCACUAGACAUAUGUAAUUUUUUUUGUGCACUUUGUAUUUAUUAUAUAGAGUAUUUUCCACAGCGAUAGUUCUUAUCGUGCGAAUUAGAGUUAAUCGAAUCCAAACGAA